Messenger RNA from Heterocephalus glaber (naked mole-rat), 2921 nucleotides. It is a transcript of the gene Aqp9, whose product is annotated as aquaporin 9. NCBI's taxonomy places the organism in Eukaryota, Metazoa, Chordata, Mammalia, Rodentia, Bathyergidae. Gene Ontology annotation, biological process: glycerol transmembrane transport; water transport. Gene Ontology annotation, cellular component: plasma membrane; basolateral plasma membrane. Gene Ontology annotation, molecular function: water channel activity; urea transmembrane transporter activity; glycerol channel activity. The record is from RefSeq and is a predicted model, not a curated record.
CAAGAAAGAAAAAAUACCUGGAGAAUAAAGGUAAUGAUUAAUCUAUCGGGCAUGAAAAGGACCAUUUUGAGGAUUGCAGGUUAGAACUCACUAAUCCAAGUAAAUUGCAGUGAACAGGGAACAGAGGUUUCACUAGAAGAAUAUUAAGUCACGGCUUUUAAUUGGACAGCGUUUGUACACUCAGAGAAGUCUCGCCAGGCAUCUCCAGGAAUCCCCGCCGAGCUGCCUACUGGCUUCCGUUUUCGUAUGCCCGAGGUGAGCGGCUGGUGGGAUAUUAUCGGAGGAGACCCAAGAUGCAGGCUGAGAAGGGAGAAACACGCAAGAGCUUCAAGCACAGGCUGGCCUUGAAGAGCAGCUUAGCCAGAGAGACGGUGUCUGAGUUCCUGGGCACACUUAUAAUGAUCGUUCUGGGAUGUGGCUGUGUUGCCCAAGCUGUCCUCAGUCGAGGAAUUUUUGGAGGCAUCGUCACUAUCAAUGUGGGAUUUGCAGUGGCAGUGGUAAUGGCCAUUUAUGUGACUGGAGGUGUCUCUGGUGGCCACAUCAACCCAGCUGUGUCCUUUGCGAUGUGUCUCUUUGGGAGGAUGGAAUGGUCCAAACUGCCGUUCUAUGUGGGGGCCCAGUUUUUGGGAGCCUUUGCAGGGUCUGCAGUCCUCUUUGGCAUUUACUAUGAUGCACUUAUGUCCUUUGCUGGUGGAAAAUUGCUCACCGUGGGAGAAAAUGCAACAGCGCACAUUUUUGCAACAUACCCAGCUCCUUAUCUGUCUCUGGUGAAUGCAUUUGCAGACCAAGUAACGUCCACCAUGUUCCUCCUCAUUGUGGUCUUUGCUAUUUUUGACUCCAGAAAUUUGGGAGUCCCCAAAGGCCUGGAGCCCAUUGUUGUUGGCCUGCUGAUCAUUGUCCUUUCUUCUUCCUUGGCAUUGAACAGUGGCUGUGCCAUGAACCCAGCCCGAGACCUAAGCCCCAGGCUUUUCACUGCUUUGGCAGGAUGGGGAUUUGAUGUCUUCAGAGCUGGAAAUCACUUCUGGUGGAUCCCUGUAGUGGGCCCUUUGAUCGGUGCUGCCAUUGGAGGUUUCAUCUAUAUGCUUCUCAUUGAAAUCCACCAUCCGGACCCUGACCACAACUUCAAGGCAGAGCAGUCAGAGGACAAACAAGAAAAAUAUGAGCUUAGUGUUAAAAUGUAGUGACGUGCUCAGCUCUGAACUUGCAGCUGAUUUGGAAUUCAUUUCAGGAGAGAUGGCAUCUAUGUGUCUGCAUUUUUGUAUAACUAGGAUGGAAUCUACCCACUUCUCUCUGCUAGUUCUAUGGUACAUCCAGUUGCAAAGGCACCUGAGUGAAGGUUUGGAAAAACGGACCUCUUCUCUUCGAGUUGCUCCCUCCUCCGAAUAGCACAGACCACCCCCUGAAUAGCCUUCUUUCGUGACCUGUUUAUUGCAUCUUUGAUGGAAGUCUUUAACUGGAUGGUCUCAGCUGUGUAACUCAUACAAAAUAAUUCACCAAAGGCCUCUUCUUCAAUAUCUACAAAUAUUACCUUCUGAGCGUCAUCUAAAACCUAAUCUGAAAGACAAGACAGUUGUUUCCGUUAACAUCCAUGAACUAGGGAGCUAAAGAGUUAAUUCUCUAGUUAUAUUGUGCUGCUGCUGUCUUUGCAUAAAUACUAAUACUCUCCAAACCUGUGGAUGUAGAAAGCAGUAGAAUACAGGAGAAAGCACAGGGGAAGGACACUGUGGCAUUUAGAAACCUCAGGAGACAAGAUAAAUUUGGGAAACCAAAUGGAAUUUUUUAAUGGAAACCAUUUAUCAGAUUAAUCUCUUGCUCUUCUGCAUUUUAGAGGGCACCAAUUAAUUUCCUGGUCUUUAGUAUAUAAUAACCUAAAAUACAAUUGUAACCUCGGUCAUGAAAAAUACAUCAUUCUGUCUUUUUCACUAAAAUGUAUUUUCCUAAUUGCCCACAUGAGGACAGACAUUUGACAAGUGAAGUCAAUGGCUGCAUCAUCCAUUAUUUUACAAGCACCCCAGAAGCCUGAAAACCACUGGAGCUUAGUCUAGUAGAUUGUUUAAGGUAGGAAGUUUCUGGAAGGAUACUCAUCCCUCACUGGGUUUUACAACUCACAAAACCUUCGUAUACAUCAUCUCAUUUAAUCCUCAUAAUGACUAUGUGAGAUAAAUUCCAUGAUGCCCAUUUUUCAGGUAAAGAAACAAAAUCUCAGGGAUAUUAAGCGAGCUGUCCGAGAUUUCUUGGGAAGUUGAACAUUGUCUAUUGCGAGCCUCCACCUUUCAGAAGACCACUGACUGGCUGAGGAUCUCUGCCAACCCCUCCUGGUUGGCCGGAAGAAGUGGGAUUCCCAGCUUCCGGGAGGUGUGUGCCUUGUGGACAUAAGGCUCCUUGAUGUUAUGGUAUAAGAGUUUAAGACCCUGCAUUGUAUUGUUUUAUUCCUUCUGUUACUAACCCACAAGUGAAGGAAAGAGGUAGCAGUUUGAUGGUAACUUUAUCUUCUGAAAAACAUUCCCGGAAGGCCUUCUUCCUAGGCUGCCCUCGGUCUUGCUGAGUCCUGACCUUCCUCCCUGGGCACCUCCGAACUUGGCCUUCAGGGAAUUCAUCCUCCCUCAGCCUCUCCCCCCAUGAAGCUCUCUGAUUCAUGAUCGUUCCAACCAGAGCAUCUCCGUGAUCGAGCUGCAGUCACCCUGAGAAUUGCUCUGCAGCAAGAGACACAUCUUUAGCCAAACUGUUCAAAGCCAGACAUUCCUAAGGGGCAUUCGAUUUCCCACCAGGCUUGUGAGAACAGCGGAAAAACAAAAAGCAAAUGGGAAAUGUCUCUGAUGGUGUAUAUUCUAAAACCAGUGGAGAAACAGAAAUUUGUUCUUAUUCUGAAUCCAACUGAAUUUUCCCUAUUUAAAAUAAAGUUGCUGGUUUGGUUUUUUAAA